CGCAGAGGCUUUUUGGGUAAUCUAACAAUAAUUGAGAAUUAUAUAAUACAAUUGAGAAUUAUAUGAUAUAAUUCGUAGUAGCGGGCGGACGGGAGGGAGCUAAUAAUAGUAGCGGUGAGUGGCGGGCGGACGGGAGGGAGUCGGGCGGUUGCGGGUUGAAAAAUGAAAUUUGAGAAGCCUCUGCCAUAUAAUGUUUCCAAUAUGGCGUCAAAUUACAUAUCAUAUUAUAAUUACGUAUCAUCUCAUGAAUAUUUUUCAAAAUAAAUAUGGAUGAGACUAUAAAUCAAACAAAGAAUGUUUUGUCGUUGACUACCAGACCAUUUCAAGAAGCGAAUGUUUCCGGUAAAGUAAUCUGUUCUAAAUGUUAUGAAAAUACGAAAGAAAUAAAAUUUUAUUUAGAAGAUGCAGGUUUAAUUCAACAUUUUCGGGUGAAACAUCGACAUAUGGCCCUUGACGAAAGACUUGUUAAAGAAUGUAGGUUGCUAUUUCAAGACUUGCAUGGGCAGGAAACUUUCAGUGUAUUGCAAAAACUAGCCAAGAUUCGCGGCGAAGCAAAUGUGAACUGUUGCAGUUUGCAAAAGUACGAGGAGUUUUCGGUGGAACACAUUACUGAAAAUUUGGCUAACAAGAUGACUACUCUUAAAGUUAUGGCAAGCACGAGACGGGAGGCAGCAAAAUUAUAUGGCUUAUAUUUGAAACACAGUGGCAUUCUAAAACAUCUUAGCGGGAAUCCUUGUCAUGUUCGAGUUAAAAUAUCUUCUAGUGUAACUGAUCACCUUGGCCAAUGUUUUAAACUUUGGGAUGCAUGUGCAAAAAUUUAUGCUGAAUGUUUUGUUUCCCCUAAGAGGUCUAUGUUAUUGCCAAGACAUCAAACACCUGUGCCAGACAAGUGCUUGCAAAUGCAAAUUUCUCGAGAAUGUAAGACACCUUUGCAGUUUCUCCAAACAGUUUUUGGACAUCAAGAAUUCAGACCAGGCCAAGGUGAAGCUAUUGAGUUUAUAUUGUCUGGAGAAGAUACAGUUGUAAUUAUUCCAACAGGUGGUGGUAAAACAGUUAUAUAUACUCUUCCUUGUCUAAUGACACCUGGCUUGGCAUUUGUAGUAUCACCUCUUAUUAUGUUAAUGAGUGACCAAGUUGCAAGACUACAACAAUGUGGAAUCAACACAUGCUAUUACAACACAAUGCUAACUGAUAAUGAAAGACAGAAUAUAUUACAUAAUCUGAAACAGCCAGAUUGUCAAUAUCAGUUUUUGUUCAUUAGCCCAGAAGCUAUUGUAACUGAACAAUUGAAACAUUGCUUGAGUCAGAUUAGUCAUGAGAACAGAUUGAGUUUUUUCAUCAUAGAUGAAGCACAUUGUAUUAGCACAUGGGGUAAGGAAUUUCGCCCAGCCUACCAGCAGCUUGGUACCUUACGGAGCUACAAUGUUCCAAUUAUAGCACUUACCGGCACAGCAACAACUGAAACUUUGGAUGCAAUUAAACAAACACUUGAGAUGGAUAACCCAAAGGUAGUGAAGAUGCCAUGUAGAAGAGAAAAUCUAAUCUAUUCAGUUGUUAACAAGGAUAAUAAAGCUAAAGAACAAGUCUGUAAAAUAAUUGAAGAUGAUUUUGCAGAUGUAUGUGGUAUAAUUUAUUGUGCUACCCAAGCAGAUACUGUCGAAAUUGCAUUUACUCUAAAAGAACAUGGUGUGACAGCUACAUACUACCAUGCAGGGAUGGAGGGUGGACAAAGGAUGCAAAAUGCUUUGCUUUGGCUAGAAAACAAGGUCAGAGUUAUAUGUAGCACAAACGCAUUUGGAAUGGGGAUAGACAAAAAAGAUGUUCGGUUUGUAAUUCAUCUAACUCUUCCUUCAUCUUUAGAAGAUUAUAUACAGGAGUCCGGGAGAGGAGGCCGUGAUGGACACAGAUGUGAUUGCAUUUUAUUAUUUCGUUUUGGUGAUAGGAUGUUCCAUUUAAAGAACAUAUCUCAAUUGUCAUCAGAGCAAUUUAAAGAAAACAAGCAUAUUCUUCUUAAUGCUAUUACAAGUUUUUGUAUGGAGCGUUCAAUUUGCAGAACACAGUUUAUUACAAAAUAUUUUUCAGAAUUGCCAGGUGGUGCAUGCAAAUUGUGUGAUAUCUGUCAAAAAGAAAUUACCCACCAAAUCAAGGAUUUCACAAAUGAAGCAAAAAGCAUACUGGCAUGCUUGACAAGUAUGGUUGCAAUCCAGAGCAAAGUAAAGGUCAGCAUGCUGACAAUGACGUAUAUGGGUUCCAAGGCGAAAGAUAUUGUUAGUAGUGGAUUUCACAUGGUUCCACAGUAUGGAAAGGGUAAGGCCAAUUUCCGAAACAUUUCAGUUCUUACACACUUUGUACAUUUUUUGAUCUUCAAAGGAUUUUUGAAUGAACAUGUUCAGCAUGUAGAGGAUAGAUUAUCAUCAACAUACCUAACAAUUGGGAACAUUCAGAAUUUAUCAAAUGACUCUUGUAAGGUGUUUUAUUGAUGGGCAUGUAAAGUAGUGGCAACAGCAUACAUUUAAACUGCACUUAAGAUUAACUAAAUAUAUUAGUAGGUAAUUGUAUAUAUUAAUGCAUUGUUCACAAUCUAUAGUAAAGAUGGUUGCACACAAAUCUGAUUCUGGUUUAAGAUGCAAUUUGAUGAAAAAUAAG
Messenger RNA from Dendronephthya gigantea, 2646 nucleotides. Its product is annotated as probable ATP-dependent DNA helicase RecQ. Gene Ontology annotation, cellular component: cytoplasm; chromosome. The record is from RefSeq and is a predicted model, not a curated record. Lineage: Eukaryota; Metazoa; Cnidaria; Anthozoa; Malacalcyonacea; Nephtheidae. Gene Ontology annotation, molecular function: 3'-5' DNA helicase activity; nucleic acid binding; four-way junction helicase activity. Bases 267 to 2480 code for a protein of 737 amino acids. Gene Ontology annotation, biological process: DNA replication; double-strand break repair via homologous recombination. The transcript is spliced from 3 exons.